GUGAUGGGCAGUUCAAGAUUGCUGUCGUUCAAGAAGUUAGUGACCACAUCUCCUCUACAGUUGCGGUUGUAAGCUACAAAAUACCCAGAGUAUGCGGCACUUACGCUGGAAUUCAUACAGAACUGAGCAUUCACCAAGGAUCCCGCACUGCGACUGGUCUACACCACAGCUGAUGACUGCUAGCAUCGAGACCAUCCGAAAACAGCUGUUAAUUACUGAAAAGCCUCCAGGCAAAAAAGACAACUGUACAAGUAUUCAUUUACCCAGAACAACAAGGUCAUGGAGAUUUCAUCAGUCUGCUGUGAUUCUGCUGCUGGUCUUGGCUGCUUCUUUCACUGCUCAUGGUCAACCAGAAGAUAUAAAACCCAGAUAUGAAAAAUUCCUCAAUCAGCAUUUGGGUCCUGAUAUGACUGAGAAAAAGUGUGACAGUGAAAUCAAACAUAGAAAAAUCUCUGACUCUAAAACACCAAAUGGCUGCAAAGAAGUUAACACUUUCAUAAAAGCAAAUAAACAUCAAAUUAAUGCAGUUUGUGAUAAAGGAGGUACUCCACAGUCCAAUGGUAUGAUUAAGAGCAACCAGCCUUUUCCUGUGAUCACGUGCAAAUUGAAAAGUAGUGAGAAUAAACGAAAAUGUGAAUAUAGAGGGAAUAAGUCCACUCGUUAUAUUGUUGUGAAGUGUGAAAAAGGCUGGCCUGUACAUUAUGACGAAGGCAUAGUUAAUGUGACAGGGUGAAUAGAGACUUACAAAGCAUAACGAUAUUUUACCAAUAAUUUGUUCACUUCUUUUUUUUCUGUCUGUCUUUGUUUUUCAACUGCAAAAUAAAUAAAUAAAUAAAUAAAUAAAUAAAUAAUAAUAAUAAUAAAAAAUAAAUAAAUUCAGUGGCUUAUAACUAGUUCUUUACAAAUCUUCUAAAUAUGGCAACCACAGUCUGACAGCUGUGAACAUGAACACUGUGCCAAUAGAUAUAUUCAUGUAUUUUAAAUAAUAGCAUUUUUGGUUGUGCUUUAACAAGCUGUAUAUAUUUGAAGAACAGCACACAAGUCCCCCUGAAGUUAAAAGAAAAUGUACCCCUCUGUUAUUAUGAGACUGUAGGAAGGAUAAUAUCUUAACUGACUCUCAUUUCAUGGUCCACCAGUCUGUUAAGUAAACUUGUAGUCAAGACCGCCUAAACCGAGACCAAGACACUACCAAGACCAGAAGGUAUCGAGACCAAGACAAGACCAAGACCAAGACCAAGACAGACCAUGUCAAGACCAAGACCAAGUCGAGACCAAGACCGAUACCAAGUCGAGACCGGAGAAAAAAAAACAGACUAGUGUUGAAGCUACGCAAUAACUUGUAUGAACAGCAGCAUACUAGGGUUCAGCCGCAGUUUACAUUCAAUACAUAUUAGACGGUAUUACUUCAACUACAGGCAGAGCAAUACAGAGACAGACCAUGUCAUGUGUGUGACUGAGCUCACUGUAAAUGUUUUUUCAGACUGGGUGAGACCAACUAUGUGUAGCAAUUGUAUGACGGCUAGGGCUGGGCGAUAAAACGAUAACGAUAUGUAUCGCGAUAAACACGUGAUCGAUAUCAAUAAAAAAUGUGUUGGAUAAAACGUUUGAUAUUUUUUAUUCUUCUGUGUCGGAAGAAAACAGAGGUUGCGAAGCAAGUUUGGUUGCAUUAACAAAGGCACUCGCUCUCUGGUAACCUAGCAACGUAGGGAGUGACACGCUAACAGCCAAUCAUGUAACAGUAUCAACUUUCGUUGCGCCAUAUCGUUGUCUCGUGCUGGUCUGCUGGAUUCCUCUUCAUAAGCAGAAAAUGAGUGCCGCAGCGAGCGAGGAAAUUUUAAAUAAAAGAGGAAAAGUCAGCUCGCCAGUAUGGCAGUUUUUUGGAUAUUAUAAGUCUGACCGUAGUCAGACCAAUGUCGUCUGCAAAUUAUGCAAGACCGUCGUCCCCGCCAAGACUGGUAAUACCACGAACUUGAUGUACCACCUUAGCCGCGCUCACCAAGAAUUUUGACCGAUUAACACAAUCAGUUAAACGGUUUAAAAGGUCUUUUUUCAGUUAUUUAUCAAAAUAUUUUAAAACGUUUUUUGGAUGGUUAAAGUAAAAUGAAAUUGCAUUUUUGAGAGAAAAAAGAUAAAUCGCGUAGGCCUAUAACGUUAAGUCGUAUUUUAUUAUUACAUUCAGAAAGACACCAGGUCGCGAAAUAUUUACAGUACACUAUAAACAUAGGCUAGGCUAUUUUAGUUCCCCUCACUCCACAAAAAUAAUUUCAAUUUAACAGUAUUUAGAAAAGAACAAAAAUGAAAAAUAUAAGAAGCUAGGGGAAACGAAACCAUUUAGGGUAAAGCGAAACUGAAACAAACAUUGGGUCUCUCACACGACACAAAUCCAAUGUCUCUGUAUUCAGGAUGUAUUUGAAUGCUAAAAUAUUAUUUAUUAUGUAAACCCGGUUUUGUACUUCUCGCAUUACAAUAUCCACAUUAAAAAAAAAUGUUUGGAAUAAUAUCACGGCAGUACGUUGAUAACGAUUAAGCAGUGUGAUUUUUUUUUUUUUUUUUUUCCCAUAUGUUUGGCUGAUUGUGUGUGCGCGUGCGGCGCCGGCGCAAUCACUUUAUUUUUUUCCUUCUAACAGGGGAAACAACUCUUUACAGAUAAUCGAAACUGUAAACGGUUUGCUGUUUGUAAAAUAAAGAAAAAUAGGAUGCCGCUUUCAGCCGUCUUCCUUUUGCGCAGCACAAAAAUGUACCAAAACUCUGCAUGCUAGCUACUUGUUGCACUUUUUUUGUUUGUUUGUUUGUUUUAUUAAGUAAAAAUAUUUAUCGUGUAGGCCUAUUUAUUCAUUAUAUAUAAAUAUAGCCUAGCUUUAUAAUGUUUUUCUCCAUUCGCAGAAGCGCUGCAUGUGAUGCGACGUGUCCAUGUGAAUCCUCAUGUUCUGUUGUUUGCUGCUUUUUGCGCAUGUAAAAUUAAUCCGGGAAAACAAAUGUUGGUAUUUUAACGAGUCACAGACACUUAUCCUUUCUAAAAUAAUUAAAUUCUAAUUUUAAAAAAUCUUGUCGGUUAACGGUUAAUAAUCGGUUAACACGCCGUGUUUUUUUUUUUUUUUUUUUUUU
Labeo rohita (rohu) is the source of this 3105-nucleotide messenger RNA. RefSeq names its product ribonuclease-like 3. Bases 92 to 733 code for a protein of 213 amino acids. Gene Ontology annotation, biological process: defense response to Gram-negative bacterium; defense response to Gram-positive bacterium; angiogenesis. Gene Ontology annotation, molecular function: nucleic acid binding; RNA nuclease activity. The transcript has 3 exons. The record is from RefSeq and is a predicted model, not a curated record. NCBI's taxonomy places the organism in Eukaryota, Metazoa, Chordata, Actinopteri, Cypriniformes, Cyprinidae.